This is a messenger RNA of Scaptodrosophila lebanonensis, 2568 nucleotides long. Its product is annotated as ceramide synthase. The transcript is spliced from 5 exons. Gene Ontology annotation, cellular component: membrane; endoplasmic reticulum. Bases 272 to 1573 code for a protein of 433 amino acids. Gene Ontology annotation, biological process: lipid homeostasis. The record is from RefSeq and is a predicted model, not a curated record. NCBI's taxonomy places the organism in Eukaryota, Metazoa, Arthropoda, Insecta, Diptera, Drosophilidae.
UGUACUUCAAUGCAGUCGGUUCAGCUUCAGCUUUGGCAAAAAUGCUCCACGAGUAACACAACGCACACCAAAUACGAGCUAGAGACCUGAGGCAGCUGAGGCAGCAACAUCCAGGCAACAGGUUGUGUCCGUGUCCGGACAGCAUUGAAUCUAAGGCUAAUUAUAGGAGCCACAAUAAAACCAAUAACAACAGCAGCAGCAGUAACAGCAACAACAACAACUAAAGAACGUCUAAACAGCAAUAGCAACAACAACAACAACAAUUGCUGCAAUGCACACACAUAAAAGCCAAAGCAAUAAAGUUCGCUCGAACGGUCAGCUCAUGGAUAAUGGCAAGGACAUGAACAUGGCGGAGCCCCAGAUAUCCUCCCCGCUGCAUGGACGGGGCUGUUAUUUCUCGCUGGCCUUCUCCAUUGGCUCGAUGGGCUUGGCCUGUGGCAGCCUUUUGCAAAUACCAAAUACGACAGAUCGAUUAACGCUGCAGCGCGGCCUCUUCCUCUUCUCCCUGGGCUUCAUUUACUUCAUCUCGCUAACGGACUUCUGCAACAAGUACCUGCUGGAGACGCCGCACGGUCUGCAAUUCCGCAAAAAAUAUCGCCUAAUGUUGUCCGAUGUCCUCGAGAUAACGAACAAAAUUGUGUCUGCCAUCCAAGCUUCCUUCUCAUUCCUUGUCGGCCUGAUUGUUUGCAAGUCCACGUGCAGCAAAUCAUUUGUCUAUGCCUCCCAUUUUCUAAUGGAAGCAUAUGGCUGGUUUGGCACCGCCUACUUCAUGUACGACAUCUGGUCCAUGUACAAGGUGCACACACAAAAGAUUGCCGACAAGCUGAACUUGAUGCGUCUAACCAAAGCGAAGGCGGCGCCACUCAGCAAUGGACAGGCGCUCUACGAUAAGGCCGCCAAGGCCGGUGGCGGUGCGGGCGACGGCAUUGGAGCCAACAACAAUGGCACACCGCCAUUAACGUCGCACGAGAUCUACGACUAUGAUGGUGCCUGUGUGGAAAUACCCAAGGAUGGACGCUGGGACUUUCUUAAAUAUGUUGUAACGCAUCCUGUCAUGAUGAUACAUCACGUUUUUAUUGGCACAUUCGGCCUACUGGUCGUAACGUAUAUACGAGGUGGUGGCCACUGCAUCUACAGCUACAUGUACAUGAUGGAGUUCUCCACGCCAUUCGUCUCACUGCGCAGCGUCCUGAGCACCAUGGGUCUGAAGGACUCCCGGGCCUAUAUUGUCAAUGGGCUGCUCAUGCUGGCCACAUUCUUUGUCUGUCGGGUCGGCAUGUGGCCCUAUGUGAUGUGGCGCUACAGUGUCGUCAUUGAUACAUCCAUUUGGGCGGCACUAUGCGGUUUGCCACGCGGCUGUCUCAUCGGCAUCGCCAUAUUGUUUCUACCGCAGAUCUAUUGGUUCUAUCUGAUGGUCAAGGGUGCCCUCAAGGUACUGCUACCAAAGUCAAAGCCGCGCACGCUGCCGGCGUUACAGAAUGGCAACAGCGAGUGCCGGAAGGGGCCAGAGAAGCCGCCCAAUGUCCUUGACGCCCAGCACUCUAUGCGACCCACCGCUAAUGGCAAAAAUUAGUGCAAAUUCUUGUUUAUUAUGAUUAUUAUUACAAAUAUUUCUUUUAACCUCUAAAUGUAUGCAAGCAGUUAUGCAGUUGGAGAACCGGUAGGGAGUAGGUUCAGUCGGUUGACAAAACUGAACAAUUUUUUUUUUGUUGCUAAUUUAUCUUCUAUGUGGCAUGACUGUAUUCGAUUUCAGUCCUUGCUGCAAUAUUUUGCUUUACAAAUACAUAAUAAUUGCAAAUACAAUAUCUCUCCAUCUAUAUAUAUUUGUACAAAUACAUGUAUCCCCCAUAUAUGUAUAUAUAUAUACCGGUAUAUGUAUGUUUAUAGCAUCAGCAGCUAUACAAGUACAAGCCAGUCUAACAGUAGGAUCAACAACAGCUGUACAACCAACAAAGACAGACAGAUAGACACACACACACAUACACGCUUAGUUGUAUUUUGCAUAACUAUAGUAACACACCUACUAUAUAACCACAAUAAAAAUAAUACUAAUUGAGAAUCAAAAUAAACAAAAACUCGUUGCUUAAUUUUUAAGCAAACCCCCCGAAACUAAUAUGUAUAUCGUUUAUUUUAAACACAACUACUACCCAUAAAUAUAUACAUAUAUAAAUGUCGGUCUACCAAUUCCAAUUACCAAUAUUAAUAAGCUUCCAGAGCAUUUGGAAUUCAAUGUUAUCAGUGCAAUAGGAAAACUACGGCUGUGCUCAGACAUGCAAAUAAUUUGCAGGCAAGUAGGCUUUAAAGAAAGUCUAUCCUACUGAAAUAUUUGGUAUUUCUUAAUGGCUUUUAAUGGAAAUAAUUUUAUUUUCACAGAUUUUGACAGCUUUGUGUGCAAACUAUUUGCCUGUAUGACCACCAUUGAACUUUGACGAUCAAAAAACAUAUAUUUUCUAUCUAGACUUUCUUUAUUUAGCAUGUAUUUUUGAUUUCAUUUUUGCUGAAUGUAAAUUUUUCAACCCUAAACCCAUUGCGAAAAAGCAAAAUAAAAAUUUGUAUAAACACCAUAAA